Lathyrus oleraceus (garden pea) is the source of this 549-nucleotide messenger RNA. RefSeq names its product histone H4. The record is from RefSeq and is a predicted model, not a curated record. Lineage: Eukaryota; Viridiplantae; Streptophyta; Magnoliopsida; Fabales; Fabaceae. The transcript has a single exon. The coding region runs from base 73 to 384 and encodes 103 amino acids. Gene Ontology annotation, molecular function: protein heterodimerization activity; structural constituent of chromatin; DNA binding. Gene Ontology annotation, cellular component: nucleosome.
AUCACAUUCACAUUUCUCAACACGAAUUCAUAUUCAAAUCCUAAAUUCCCAAUCACAAAAUUUCAAUCGAAAAUGUCAGGUCGUGGUAAGGGUGGUAAGGGACUAGGAAAGGGAGGUGCAAAGAGGCACAGGAAGGUGUUGCGAGACAACAUCCAAGGUAUCACAAAGCCAGCUAUUCGUAGAUUGGCGAGAAGAGGAGGUGUGAAGAGAAUCAGCGGUUUGAUCUAUGAAGAAACAAGAGGAGUUUUGAAGAUCUUUUUGGAGAAUGUGAUUCGUGAUGCCGUUACAUAUACCGAACACGCUAGGAGGAAGACGGUUACAGCUAUGGAUGUUGUUUAUGCUCUCAAGAGGCAGGGAAGAACCUUGUACGGUUUUGGAGGUUAAAGAUGAUGAAGAAGAAGCUCACUUAUGAUUUUUCUUUAGCUGUUCAUGAUGAUUAUGAUUAGGUUUAUGUUGUACUCCUAUAAUUCUGAAUGAGAUUGAUGUAUGAUAUUCAGUUUUAACCUAAAUUUAAAGUUGAAACCAAAAUGAAGUGAUUGUGAUGGUCUA